Molecule: messenger RNA, 969 nt
Organism: Bradysia coprophila
Lineage: Eukaryota; Metazoa; Arthropoda; Insecta; Diptera; Sciaridae
Source: RefSeq, a predicted model, not a curated record
UUCGAGUCGAACAUGACCAUUAAUAACGAAGCAGUGGCUGUUAGUGCUAAAUAAAAUUAAAUUUUUAACUAAAAGUGAUUAGCAGUUUGAAUAAAACCCCCUGCUAUAAUGAUAUUUGUUGUAUUACUAAGCGUACUAGUAAUACUUGCUGGAACGAGCAGUCUAGCCAAUAGCAAUGAUAUGCCUCUAAGUCAAUCGAAAACCUAUCAGUCGAACUGGGACUUAUCAGCAAAGUAUCAACCAGACGAAAUAUUUUUUCAAGAUAUGAUGAAAGAUGGUGGAAGUAAAAACAAAUACAAUAUUGACGCGUACGAGAUGAGAUCACCAGAUGCAGACAAUUUUGCAGCUGAAAACUAUGGACCGGGAAAAUACUACGAAAAGGACACAGCCUAUCUGCUAGACAGUGUUAACAAUCGAGAAUUCCAACCACUUCUACCGCCUUUUCGUUCUUCAAAUGGGAAGCUUAGUGUGGGAAACAAGAACUUCGUCCCAAUUUGUCGCACUAUAAGGAAAACCCGAAGAAUCCGAAAUGAUUUGCGAUCCGAAUAUCGACCAGAAACAAUUGACGAAUAUUUAUGUGCUCAUCCAUAUAAGGAUCAGGACGAAACCUAUAACCAACAUGAUAACAAGGUAUGUGGAGUGGCCGGCUUUCACUGUGUUCAAAGGUAUGCAAACAUUCACGUUACUCACAGACCGCCAGAUAGCGACACUUGGUUGUUGGAAACAUUUCGUAUAGCCAAUGGCUGCGAGUGUAUGUGGCCCACAUUAGAGCACGGAGAUAUCGAACGCUAUCACUACAGUAAGGAAAAUAACACAAAAUAUCGUUGCAGACCGAUGUACUCUGAAUACUAGUUUUAUGGUUGUGGGCUUAUCUCUUCACAAUAUGGAUAAUGAUUCAGAUCACUUUAGAUUGACAUUGAUUUUACUGAAAAUAUGAUUGAAAAUCCCCAAUUAAUUUGUAAGAAAAAA